GUAUCGUCGGGUGGAAGCGUGGUACAGGAGCUUGACACAUGCUCAUUCAUUUAGCCGGUAGUAGCGAUCUUCGGUCUUCGGCUGUGACUUCUCUUCUGUUGUAACGUUUUCUGAGAGGGAUCUUUCCUUUUUAAAGUUAGCAAGAUGUGCGGUAUAUGGGCGCUGUUCGGCAGCGAUGAAUGCCUUUCGGUCCAGUGCACCAGUGCCAUGAAGAUAGCGCAUCGCGGGCCGGACGCGUUCCGCUUCGAGAACGUCAACGGCUACACCAACUGCUGCUUCGGGUUCCACCGGCUGGCCAUCGUGGACCAGCUGUACGGCAUGCAACCGCUGCGCAUCAAGAAGUUCCCCUUCCUCUGGCUCUGCUACAACGGCGAGAUCUACAACCAUCUCAGACUGAAGGAGGCGUUUGAGUUUGAGCACCAGACUAAAGUGGACGGCGAGAUCCUGCUGCACCUGUACGAGCGCUUCGGCAUCGAGAAGAUGGCGUCCCUGCUGGACGGAGUGUUUGCCUUCGUGCUGCUGGACACGGCCAACAACAAGGUGUUCCUGGGCAGAGACACCUAUGGCGUCAGGCCCAUGUUCAAACUGCUCACCGACGAUGGCUUCCUCGCAGUCUCCUCUGAGGCCAAAGGCCUCACCCACGUGUGCCACUCCAGCGCGUCCGAGGCGAGCGUGGUGCCCUUCCCCCCCGGGCACUUUGAGGCCUUCAGCCUGAAGGCGUCGGGCAAGGUGGAGUCCCUCCAGAUGGACCGCUUCCACAGCUGUGUGGACCAGCCGGCCCACGCCCUCUACGACAGCGUGGGCACGGUGCCCUCAGACUUCCAGCUGGCGACGGUGAAGAGCAACAUCAGGACGCUGUUUGAGAGCGCCGUCAAGAAACGCCUGAUGGCCCACAGGAGGAUCGGCUGCCUCCUCUCAGGUGGGCUGGACUCCAGUCUCGUGGCGGCCACACUGGUGAAGCUGGCCAAGCAGGAGGAGCUGAAGUACCCCGUCCAGACCUUCGCCAUCGGCGCGGAGGACAGCCCGGACAUUCUGGCCGCACGCAAGGUGGCUGCAUACAUAGGCAGUGAACACCACGAGGUGUCCUUCACCCCUGAGGAAGGGAUCAAAGCCCUAGAGGAAGUUAUCUUCCAUCUGGAGUGCUAUGACAUCACCACUAUCCGCGCCUCCGUAGGCAUGUACCUGGUGUCCAAGUACAUCCGUGAGAAGACAGACAGUGUGGUCAUCUUCUCCGGGGAGGGGGCAGACGAACUCACUCAGGGAUACAUCUACUUCCAUAAGGCUCCAUCUCCUAAAGCAGCAGCUGAAGAGAGUGUGCGUCUGCUGAAGGAGCUCUACUACUUUGAUGCGCUGAGAGCAGACCGCACCACUGCUGCUCAUGGGCUGGAGCUCAGAGUGCCUUUCCUGGACCACAGAUUCACUGCCUACUACCUGUCCUUACCUGAGGAGAUGAGAGUUCCCAAGGAAGGUGUGGAGAAGUUCCUCCUGCGAGAUGCUUUUGAGGGAGAGAACCUGAUCCCAAAGGAGAUUCUGUGGAGACGCAAGGAGGCCUUCAGCGACGGCAUCACGUCUGUCAAGAAGUCCUGGUACACCAGCCUACAGGAACACAUUGAGUCUGAGGUGAACGACUCAGACCUCGAGAUGGCUGCAAAGACGUUCCCCUUCAACCCCCCCAAGACCAAAGAGGGCCUGUACUUCAGGCGGAUCUUUGAGAAGCUCUACCCCGGCCGCUGCCAGUGGACCCCCCACUACUGGAUGCCCCGCUGGAUCAACGCCACCGACCCGUCCGCCAGAACCCUCUCCAUCUACAAACCUGACAAGGACCAGUAGAACCCUCUCCCCCAGAACCCUCUCCAUCUACAAACCCGACAAGGACCAGUAGAACCCUCUCCAUCUACAAACCUGACAAGGACCCCUAGAACCCCUCCCCCGGAACCCU
This is a messenger RNA of Clupea harengus (Atlantic herring), 1939 nucleotides long. Its product is annotated as asparagine synthetase. Gene Ontology annotation, cellular component: cytosol. Gene Ontology annotation, molecular function: asparagine synthase (glutamine-hydrolyzing) activity. The coding region runs from base 145 to 1830 and encodes 561 amino acids. NCBI's taxonomy places the organism in Eukaryota, Metazoa, Chordata, Actinopteri, Clupeiformes, Clupeidae. The record is from RefSeq and is a predicted model, not a curated record. The transcript is spliced from 12 exons.